AGAUCUCUUACCAGGUGCCAAAUGUGAUUACACCAUCCAGGUGCAAUUAAGGUUCUGUUUGUGUGAAACCAGCUGUCCCCAGGAAGAUUAUUUCCCUCCUAAUUUAUUUGUCAAGGUCAACGGAAAACUCUGUCCCCUGCCCGGUUAUCUCCCACCCACGAAGAACGGGGCGGAGCCGAAGCGACCCAGCCGCCCCGUCAACAUCACACCCUUGGCACGGCUCUCAGCCACUGUCCCCAACACCAUCGUGGUCAACUGGUCCUCUGAGUUUGGCAGGAACUACUCCCUCUCUGUGUACCUGGUGAAGCAGCUGACCUCUGUGACCCUGCUGCAGAAGCUGAGGGCCAAGGGCAUCCGCAACCCCGACCACUCCCGAGCCCUCAUCAAAGAAAAACUCACAGCAGACCCUGACAGUGAGAUCGCCACCACCAGCUUACGAGUCUCCCUCAUGUGCCCGCUGGGGAAGAUGAGGCUGGUGGUGCCCUGCCGAGCCCUGACCUGCAGCCACCUGCAGUGCUUCGACGCCGCCCUCUACCUCCAGAUGAACGAGAAGAAACCCACCUGGACCUGCCCUGUCUGUGACAAGAAGGCUCCAUAUGACAACCUGAUCAUCGAUGGGUUGUUCAUGGAGAUCCUGAACUCCUGCACGGACUGUGACGAGAUCCAGUUCAUGGAGGACGGCUCCUGGUGCCCCAUGAAGCCCAAGAAGGAGAAGCAGGAGGUGUGCCAGGCAUCUGCCUUCAGUGGGAAUGAGGCCACCUCCCUUUACACCCUGAGCUCUGAGGGCAAGAGCUCCUCAGAGGGCAAAAAAAAAGUGGAGGUUAUUGACCUCACCCUGGACAGCUCGUCGGAUGAGGAGGAGCCACCAGCCAAGAAGCUGUGCCCAGCCUCCAGCGUGGCUCUGCCCACAGUGCCAGGGCCCAAGGGGGCCUUGGCCAUCGAUCCCCAGCCGCCCUCCGUGCUCCGAAGUCCCCCCAUGGCAGCUCUGGGCAGUGACUAUCUCUCCAGCCUCCCCAUCCCUGACUACCACCCUUCCUACCAGGUGUCCUCAGAGCUUCAAGGUCUGGAUUUGUUUUCCUUCCUUCAAAGUGAAAAUCAGCAUUACAGCCCCUCGGUCAUCACCUCCCUGGACGAGCAGGACGCCCUGGGCCACUUCUUCCAGUACCGAGGCUCCUCCUCUUCCUCCUCCUCCUCCGGGCACUUCCUCCAC
Molecule: messenger RNA, 1210 nt
Organism: Merops nubicus (carmine bee-eater)
Lineage: Eukaryota; Metazoa; Chordata; Aves; Coraciiformes; Meropidae
Gene: PIAS3
Product: protein inhibitor of activated STAT, 3
Exons: 11
Biological process (GO): regulation of transcription by RNA polymerase II; protein sumoylation
Molecular function (GO): transcription coregulator activity; zinc ion binding; SUMO ligase activity
Source: RefSeq, a predicted model, not a curated record